Molecule: messenger RNA, 1056 nt
Organism: Aspergillus affinis
Lineage: Eukaryota; Fungi; Ascomycota; Eurotiomycetes; Eurotiales; Aspergillaceae
Exons: 3
Coding region: 1-1056 (351 amino acids)
Biological process (GO): regulation of transcription by RNA polymerase II
Cellular component (GO): nucleus
Molecular function (GO): DNA-binding transcription factor activity, RNA polymerase II-specific; RNA polymerase II cis-regulatory region sequence-specific DNA binding
Source: RefSeq, a predicted model, not a curated record
AUGGUCAUUGAAAACCAGAACCGCCAGUACGGCGGGAUGGGCUUCGACAACGUCUAUCAACAUAACAUGCCGCACCACAACCCUCCUCAGUUUACCGACCCUUGGACCGCUGCUCAUACCUCGUCCCAUUCCACCCCGCCUGUGUACGCGACCUCCAUGGGUCUCAACCAUGCCAAAGAGGAAGUGACCCGGCCUUCGCCCAUGUCGAUGCCCUACUCGAGCAUCCCCGUCUCCGCACCGUCCAUGGUCACCGGAAGCAACUACUCGACCACCACCGCGACGAGCUACCCUGGGCCCGAAGUCAUGGGAAUGCAGCACGAUUUGCCACGUACCUCUUUCGAACAAGCUCCCGCUUACACCACGACGUCACCCAUGAGCACUUUCGCACCCGCCAGCUAUGCGCCUUUGAGCUACGCGCCUUCUCUACACCAGGAUCGCCGGAUAUCUCAUGCUGAUGCCCGCGUUGGUCCCUCGCAACCCCCCUCUGCUCCUACAUUCGGUGAUGCGCUUGACGCCAGCCGCGGAAUGGUCGCUCUCAGCCAGGAUUUGACGCCCCGUAACAUCUAUGGUCCUCGUGGCUCCCGGGGAUCUGGCGAUUCUUAUGGCUUCCCUUCCACCCACUCUUCCGGAUCCUCGAUCUCCUCGGGAGGAAACUAUCCUUACUACAGCGCUUCUGUCGCAUCGGUUGAGUCGUCUGUCACCGACUACAGCUCGACGACGUCGGAAUCUUACGAGAAUGGACACCUGUCGCGCACUCUCCCUCGCCCGUCGAACCUUCUGUCUGGCAGCGCUCCCCCGGGACCCCAGUCAAUGAUGAGCCAAUUCAGCUCGAAAAUGCCAUCCAACACUCAGAAGAAGCACAAGUGCAAGGUGUGCGACAAGCGUUUCACUCGGCCUUCGUCUCUGCAGACCCAUAUGUACAGCCACACCGGCGAAAAGCCAUUCGCAUGUGAUGUGGACGGGUGCGGCCGACACUUCUCAGUUGUCUCCAACCUUCGACGACACAAGAAGGUCCACAAGGGCGAAAAGGAUGUGUCUGGCGAAGAUGACGAGUAA